AUUUGUAGUGUGUUUGGAUUCAAAACGUUUAUUAAAGCAGAGGAAAGCGUACAGUCAGUCCACUCAGUUCAAAUACGAAGUGUAAAGACAAUUUCAGCAUAAGCAUCCAAACAAUGGCGAGCUCCGUAUACAACGCCAUCUGCUCUUCGCUGCCGCUCCAGCAUUCCUUCCGAAAAUGGACGCCGCCGUCUGCAAAACCAAUCUCAAGCCCUCACAUUUUCGGCAAACCAAAACCCAUUGCCGUCAUUUCCAAGAAUAACGAAGUUGGCUCCGUGGUUUCUGAUCCCCUGGCCGGCGGCCGGCUCUAUCUGGGCAUGGAUUUUGGCACUUCCGGCGCUCGUUACGCCCUGAUUGACGACGACGGGAAUCUUCUUUCCGAAGGGAAGAGGGAUUACCCUUUGUAUUUGAGAGAGGAAGAUAAAGCAGUGGAUUGGCUACGAGGUUGGAAAGAAGCUCUCUUCUUACUUCUAGGGGAUGUGCCUGUGGGUCUUCGCCCGUAUGUUGCUUCAAUUUCUGUUGAUGGGACUUCUGGAACCAUCUUCAUCUUAGACAGCACUACUGGGGAGCCAUUAUCUAAAGCAUACCUCUAUAAUGAGAGUUAUGCCGAUGUUUUGCCGGAGGUGAAGUCUAUUGCUCCUGAAAACCACUGUGUCCUCGCCGAUUCUUCUGCUCUUUGCAAGCUCCUUUCAUGGUGGAACUCUUACGAGUUUAGCAAGAAGUCUGCACUGGUGUUGCAUCAUGCUGACUGGGUGUCAUAUUUCCUACAUGGCAAGCUGGGAAUUACGGACUACAAUAAUGCAUUGAAGCUUGGCUAUGAUCCAGAAGCUGAAUGCUACCCGCGAUGGCUGCUUUCUCAACCAUUUUCUCAUGUUUUGCCUGCUGUUCAAGCGCCUGGAAAAUCAAUCGAUUUUAUAAAGGAGGACAUGAGAAGACUUUAUGGAUUCCCGCAAGAUUGUGUUGUGUGCACUGGGACUACGGAUAGCGUAGCGGCAGUCAUAGCAACACGUGCUUCCCAACCUGGAAAAGCGGUUACAUCUUUGGGUUCAACUGUAGCUUUAAAACUACUAAGUACUAAAAAGGUGGAAGAUGUUCGGUUUGGAGUGUAUAGCCACCGGCUCGGUGAUAAAUGGCUCGUCGGAGGGGCUUCCAACACCGGCGGAGCUGUUCUACGGCAUCUCUUCAGUGACGAGGAGCUUUAUAAAUUGAGUGAGCGGAUCAAUCCCCUUGUGCCCUCCCCUCUUGAUUACUAUCCCUUGAAAGUACCCGGUGAAAGAUUCCCCUUGGCAGAUCCAACAAAAGAGCCUAGGAUGCACCCGCGGCCGGAAGAUGACGUGGAAUACUUGUAUGGUAUUCUUGAAUCGAUGGCUCGUAUUGAGGCAAAGGGGUACAGUUUGCUAAAGAGUCUUGGGGCAGCCCCGGUUGAGGAAAUACUGACAUCUGGAGGCGGGUCAAGGAAUGAAAUAUGGACAAAGAUCCGAGCGAGGGUCCUGGGUAUACCGGUACGCUGCGCAGAUCAAACUGAAGCUGCCUAUGGAGCCGCAUUGCUAGCACUAAAAGGUGCCUGUCAAAACAAGGUUCUUCUAACUCCGUAUUAAUAAGGCUAUGUCUUAUAAUUCUAGGCAAUCAAGUUGUGUUCAAAACUGCAAAAAUAAAAGGAAAAAAACGUGUGAUGUUUACG
This is a messenger RNA of Ipomoea nil (Japanese morning glory), 1678 nucleotides long. RefSeq names its product xylulose kinase-like. The record is from RefSeq and is a predicted model, not a curated record. The transcript has 8 exons. Gene Ontology annotation, cellular component: cytosol. Bases 114 to 1595 code for a protein of 493 amino acids. Lineage: Eukaryota; Viridiplantae; Streptophyta; Magnoliopsida; Solanales; Convolvulaceae. Gene Ontology annotation, molecular function: D-xylulokinase activity. Gene Ontology annotation, biological process: xylulose metabolic process.